GUUUUUCUUUUUUAUUAUAUCAUCAUACUUUACGGACAUAUAUCAACAAAAUGAAGUUUGCAUUAUUGAUUUCCUCUGCUUUGUUUGCCGUUGUCUCUGGUGAUGUAAUUGUAUCCAUUACCUCUCCAUUAUCUGGUACCAAACUCAAGGCUGGCUCUGAUGCUGUCAUCUCCUGGGUUAAUCCUACUGUACCUACUAUUUCUCAAAUUGUUUUAGCUAAGGGUCCAUCCACUGCUUUACAACCUGUUACUACCAUUGCUACAAACGUCGAUACUGCUGGAGGAAAGUAUGUCUGGAAGAUUCCCUAUGAAAUCGAAAAUGGAAAUGAAUACGCAUUUGAAUUGGGUACAUCUCCAGAUCUUGCAUUUGCAGGUCCUUUCUCUAUUGAAGGUGGUGUAGGCGGUACUCUCCCUUCAUCUAAUGCUACAUCAUCUGCUCCAGUCUCUCCCGGUGCACCAGCUGCUUCUAGCAAUCCAGCCCCCGCUCCUUCCGCUCCUUCUGCUCACUCCAGUGCUCCAAGUGCGUCUCCUUCCAACGCCAAAGCUCCUGCCGCUGGAUCUUCCCCAACUGGAUCAUCUGCUAUUCAAUUGUCUUCUUUGUCUGGAAAGAAUAUGGCUGUGGUCGCUGGUGCUGUGAUUAUUCUCUCUCAAUUGUUCUAAACAGGAUGGUUUUUUUUUUUUAAUAUUGAUCAUCUGUCCAUACCAUCUUUUUAUAUAUAUAUCGCAUAUUUACUAGCUUUAUCUUGAAAGAAAAGACAUGAUUACCUUUCUCCUUUUUUUUUUUAUUU
Halteromyces radiatus is the source of this 787-nucleotide messenger RNA. RefSeq lists its product as uncharacterized. The coding region runs from base 51 to 659 and encodes 202 amino acids. NCBI's taxonomy places the organism in Eukaryota, Fungi, Mucoromycota, Mucoromycetes, Mucorales, Cunninghamellaceae. The record is from RefSeq and is a predicted model, not a curated record. The transcript is spliced from 2 exons.